Molecule: messenger RNA, 2249 nt
Organism: Carcharodon carcharias (great white shark)
Lineage: Eukaryota; Metazoa; Chordata; Chondrichthyes; Lamniformes; Lamnidae
Product: transcription factor 7-like 2
Exons: 12
Coding region: 97-1854 (585 amino acids)
Biological process (GO): regulation of transcription by RNA polymerase II; canonical Wnt signaling pathway
Cellular component (GO): beta-catenin-TCF complex
Molecular function (GO): DNA-binding transcription factor activity, RNA polymerase II-specific; RNA polymerase II cis-regulatory region sequence-specific DNA binding
Source: RefSeq, a predicted model, not a curated record
AGGGUCAUUCCUGGGAUCAAGUCAAUUUCAGGGUGAUAGCCCCGCCCCCGGGGGGGCUGCUGAUUGGAGAAAGCUUUGGAAGUUUGGUGUCCAUCAAUGUGUCAAUCAGAGCGCGGUGAGGAGCGGAGCUCCAGGAGGGAGAGAGAGAGGGAGAGAGAGAGACAGAGGGAGAGAGGGAGAGAGAGAGAGGGAGAGAGAGAGAGAGAGAGAGACAGGGAGAUCGCUAGUCCCACAAUCAUGCCACAGCUUAACGGAGGCGAUGAUCUGGGGGCGAGCGAUGAGAUGAUCUCGUUUAAGGACGAGGGGGAACAGGAGGAGAAGAGUCCGGGCAGCGUGUCGGCCGAGAGGGAUCUGGCCGAUGUCAAGUCGUCGCUGGUCAACGAGACGGAGGAGACGGACACUCGCAGCAGCUCGCCAGAGUCCGAGGCUGAUCGCCGUCCUCAGCCCAGGAACACAGAGCGUUAUGCGGACAAACCCCAGGAUUAUCAGCACGAAGUCAAAAGGCAAGAUGGAGGUUUGUUCAAGGGAGCAGCUUACCCCUUCAUCAUGAUCCCGGACCUGUCGGCUCCCUACCUCCCCAGCGGAUCCCUGUCUCCAGGGGCUCGAACGUACCUGCAGAUGAAGUGGCCUCUGUUAGAUGUACAGGCGGCCAGCUGUCUCAAAGAUUCACCAUCUCCCAUCCACCUGACGAAUAGGUUGCCUCUGGUGCAGCAUGCUCACCACAUGCAUCCCCUCACUCCACUCAUUACAUACAGCAACGAGCACUUCUCGCCAGGGAACCCAACCCCUCAUCUAUCCUCUGAGCUCGACUCCAAGGCUGGACUCCCUCGGGUUCCACACCCCUCCGAGCUGUCUCCUUACUACCCACUGUCUCCUGGCACAGUGGGGCAGAUCGCUCACCCAUUGAGCUGGGUCAUGCCACCGCAAAGUCCACCGCUCUACCCGAUUCCAGCAGGAAGCUUCAGGCCCUCCUACCACACAGCGCUGACUGUCAAUGCUUCCAUGUCCAGGUUUUCUCCUCACAUGGCCCCAGCACCACAUGCUUCACAUGCAACUGGAAUUCCUCAUCCAGCCAUAGUGACAACAGGUAUCAAACAGGAACGGCUUCAUAACCAGCCCAGCCCCAACGAUGCCUCGAAGCCCCUGGUGGUGAAGAAGGAAGAUGAGAAGAGGAAGCCUCACAUCAAGAAGCCACUGAACGCUUUCAUGUUGUACAUGAAGGAGAUGCGGGCUAAAGUGGUGGCGGAGUGUACACUGAAAGAAAGUGCUGCCAUUAACCAGAUCCUGGGACGCAAGUGGCAUGCUUUGACUAGAGAAGAGCAGUCGAAAUAUUACGAACUCGCAAGGAAGGAACGACAACUCCACUCUCAGCUGUAUCCUGGGUGGUCAGCACGGGACAAUUAUGGGAAGAGGAAGAAGAGGAAACGGGACAAGCAGCAGGCAGAGACAGACAGUCGAGAUCUCUCCUUGCCAGUGUCCCGUCGGAGGCUGAAGUGUGUCCAGUACCUGCGGGCAGAUGAGAGCAGCGCCCCACCUGUCUCUGCCAGCGGCAGCAUCUUGGACUCACCACCUUCGCCGUCCACUCUGCAGCUACUGCCAGAUCCCCCAGCCUCCGAGCAAGCUCAGCCCCUGUCACUCAGCACAAAGCUGAGCGCCCCAUCCUCUAUUACCCCAGCUUCCGGCCUUACCGAGAGUAGCCCCUCACCUGCCAGUGCACGGCAGCUCUCCUACACUGCCAUCCCCACUUUCUUGUUGACUCCUCCCUCAUCAGUGGAGGCCGCUACACAUUCCCAACACGCUGUACCUGCCAUGCAGACGCAGCCAUUGUCCCUCGUGACCAAAUCUGUGGAGUGACCGUGUACAGCCCGUAUCUCAGACCCGCAUCCUCCCAGAGAGUUUUUAAAAGAUGUUCUUUGCUGGUCAAUAUUUGACCCAAUUCUGAUACUGAAACCUGUAAAUAUAUUUUUCAGUUGAUGCAGCUGGAGGGAGGGGGUGAAGUGAGGUGCAAGUGAGGUGUUCCGCUGACUACGGGGGGUCUUUCUCUCUCUCUUUCUCUGUUUGAACCAGCUCAGUUUCAAUUCUUGAGUUCAACAUUAUUGGUGGAGGUGCCCUUUGAACUCCCGCCUUACCUGAGUGUGGGGAUCAGGUUUCAUCAGGGGUCAGGGAGAGAUGGCUGAAUUCCCAGAUCUCACUGGAGCUCUGGCAGACAUUGGCCUCUUCAUGGAAAAGGCUGACACUGCCCAGGGGCU